Messenger RNA from Penicillium pulvis, 933 nucleotides. RefSeq names its product heme-dependent oxidative N-demethylase family protein. The record is from RefSeq and is a predicted model, not a curated record. The transcript is spliced from 3 exons. Lineage: Eukaryota; Fungi; Ascomycota; Eurotiomycetes; Eurotiales; Aspergillaceae. The coding region runs from base 1 to 933 and encodes 310 amino acids.
AUGGCAAUUGAGAAUCUAGACCCAUCGGAUCUUAUAACGAUAGACAAAACAUACAAAGACCGACUCGCCCUCCGGAAACAGCUUCUUGAACAACACCAUGACAUCGUAGUCGCGGUCAACAACACCCAAACAGCAGAUACACGAGUUCACUCCGCAGUACGCGAACUAUACACUUUCGUCCUGGGAAAAUACCUCCCAUCCCGGUACCCAGUAACAUUCAAACUCCACCCCAGUACGGACAACAGCUCAGAUAUCUUCGAAAAUACAGUAACAGGCGCAUCAUGGCCGACAACUCUACACGCAGAAACACCCACAAUCCGCGCCCUGGAAAUCCUAGCACAAACGGUUGAUGAAGAAUUCCUCAUUCUACUUCCAGAUGUCUCGUCUCCCGAUCAGCCCAAGUAUGUACUUCAGGCAUAUGCGACAUGUUUCCCAUCGGGCUUCAACACGCGCGAGAAGCUCGGGUUGCGACUAGCUGAUAUCCAUACACCUGUGCCUGGGUAUGCAGAUAAGCUGGAGCGCAGUAUGGAUCGAUUCUUUGCGAAGGUUGAGGUUGGGAGGUUUGUUAAGAGGGUGAACUGGAGUGUUACGACGGAGACGGAAUUGUUUGCGGCUUUUGGGUCUGUGCAUGGGUCGCAUGUUCCUGAGGAUAAGCCAGACGGAGAACAGGCUCUCCGGCUUGAGGAACUGAAUAUUGAUCAGACGGUUUUGCGCUGUGAGCGCCAGACUUUGCAUCGAUUGCCGGAGUCUAAGGCGGUUGUUUUUGGUUUUCAUACGUAUACCUACCCCAUACGGCAGAUUAAGGAUGAGGGGCUUGGAGAGGACUUGGCCGUUGCUAUUGAUGGUUUGAAGAAGGGUAAUGUACCGGCGAUGCAUGCCUACAAGAGAGGGGAUUACUGGGGAGAGGCCGUGAAAAGGUUUCUACGGUCUUGA